Molecule: messenger RNA, 1569 nt
Organism: Diaporthe citri
Lineage: Eukaryota; Fungi; Ascomycota; Sordariomycetes; Diaporthales; Diaporthaceae
Exons: 3
Coding region: 1-1569 (522 amino acids)
Biological process (GO): glucan catabolic process
Molecular function (GO): hydrolase activity, hydrolyzing O-glycosyl compounds
Source: RefSeq, a predicted model, not a curated record
AUGCCACGACCCCCAUCCUCCUUCUACAGCCAAGACGAGAGGACUCCCAACAACCUGGGCUACAAGCCAUUCGAGUACUGGAAAGGACCAAAGCCGGUGGUCUGGCCAUCGAUCCGCCAGCCCAACAACCACGGCCGAAAGCACUCGAGCUCGCGGCCCGCGGCCCGGGUCAGCGCAAAAGCUCACCCGGGCGGCGCAGUAAACUCGCUAAGGCAAUUUGAGCCAAUCCAGCCGUCGAAGCUGUACUCGGCGCAGCAAUUCGUGGCAUCCCUGCAGGCCGCGAAGCUCGCGGAUACGAAACACGACAGCCACACGCACGUGGAGUACGUCGGUAGCAGGGGUGACAUUGGCCAAUUCCGCGCGUCGGGAGACAUCAAGUCGGGCGGCAACAGCCCUUGGGAUGCUGACGACAAGGGGAAGCUCAGGCUGGCUGCGAUUCAGGAGUCAUCAAAAGGGUGGGCAGAGUCUCAUCCCGGCGACUACAAGACACCAUCUGGUGUACAAGUCUCCCACAAGGAACUCAGCCGGAGCCACUCCACACGCUCCAGCCCUCCAGACUACGCAGAUUUACCGCCACUGAACAUGAAGAAAGGCACGGGAAACCUCCCGCAGAGGUACUAUGGUGACGAGCGAGGCGACAAGUGGUGGGACUUCAAGACGUGGCGCAGGAGGACAUGGGCCAUCCUCGUCGCCAUCGUGGUGGUCAUCAUCAUCGUCAUCGUCAUCGUGGUGACGAUGCUGCAGAAGAACAACGCCUACCCCAACUACAAAAGAGUGGCGGAGCCGCUCAACCUAACCUACGCCAGCACGUCCUCGGCCGUGCUGCGUGUGGACACCUCGGUGGGCCCAUCGUCGUCCCCGGACGCCUCGACGGGUCGCUUCAGCGUGCGGGCGACGUCAAAGAAGCAGUACAACGCCGGCAGCAGCGCGGGGCUGUUCCUCUUCGACGUCAAGCACACGCCCUACGGCUGCGGGACCUGGCCGGCCCUGUGGCUGGCGGACCCUUCCAACUGGCCCGACAACGGCGAGAACGACGUCAUGGAGGCGACGAACCUCGCGGACGGCGGCAACGCCAUGACGCUGCACACGUCGCCGGGCUGCAGCAUGGACCACAAGCGCAAGAUGACGGGCUCCUCGACGCACUCCAACUGCGCGUCCAGCGGGACCAGCAACACCGGGUGCGGCGUGGACGGGUCCGUGGCCACGUACGGCGAGGAGUUCAACUCGAGCGGCGGCGGGAUCAUGGCCCUCGAGUGGCGCAGCGCCGGCAUCAGGAUGUGGCAGUUCGCACGGGGCAGCAUACCGUCCGACAUCACCGGCGGCUCCCCGGACCCGAGCACGUGGGGCACCGCGCUCGCCGAUUUCCCCGAGACGGGGUGUGACGUUGACAGCCACUUCCGCAACCAGUCCAUCAUCAUGAACAUCGACCUCUGUGGUGACCUAGCGGGCAACCUCUAUGGUGAUGCUAGCUGUCCGUCAAACUGCACUGAUUUCGUGGCCAACAAUCCAGAUAAUUCUACUCAUGCGUACUGGGAGGUGGGAAUCUUCCAGGUAUAUACGGCGUCUUGA